Acomys russatus (golden spiny mouse) is the source of this 1837-nucleotide messenger RNA. RefSeq names its product scavenger receptor class A member 5 (gene Scara5). NCBI's taxonomy places the organism in Eukaryota, Metazoa, Chordata, Mammalia, Rodentia, Muridae. The transcript is spliced from 8 exons. Gene Ontology annotation, cellular component: plasma membrane. Bases 25 to 1500 code for a protein of 491 amino acids. Gene Ontology annotation, molecular function: ferritin receptor activity. The record is from RefSeq and is a predicted model, not a curated record. Gene Ontology annotation, biological process: iron ion transmembrane transport.
GUGUCUCCACUGCUCCAGAACAAGAUGGACAACAAAGCUAUGUACCUGCACACCGUGGGUGACCGUGACAACGGCUCCAUCUUUGAGGAGCCCUUUGACGGCAGGAGCCUGUCCAAGCUGAACCUGUGCGAGGACGGUCCAUGUCACAAACGGCGAGCAGGUGGCUGCUGCAUACAGCUGGGCUCCCUGUCAGCGCUGAAGCACGCGGUUCUGGGGCUCUACCUUCUGGUCUUCCUGAUUCUUGUGGGCAUCUUCAUCUUAGCAGUGUCCCGGCCUCGAAGCUCCCCAGAUGACUUGAAGGCACUGACUAGGAAUGUCAACCGGCUGAACGAGAGCUUCCGGGACAUGCAGCUACGGCUGCUGCAGGCUCCACUGCAAACAGACUUGACAGAACAGGUGUGGAAGGUUCACGAUGCGCUGCAGAACCAGACAGACUCACUGUUGGCCCUGGCAGGCUUGGUGCAGCGGCUGGAGGGCACACUGUGGGGGCUGCAUGCUCAGGCGGCACAGACUGAGCAGGCGGUGGCUCUGCUGCGUGACCGAACAGGACAGCAGAGCGACUCCGCACAGCUGGAGCUCUACCAGCUGCAGGUGGAAAGCAACCGGAGCCAGCUGCUGCUGCAGAGGCACGCAGGCCUGCUGAACGGGCUGGCACGUAGGGUGGGCGUCCUGGGCGAGGAGCUGGCGGAUGUGGGUGGAGCACUUCGUGGCCUCAACCACAGCCUGUCCUAUGACGUGGCUCUACACAGCACGUGGCUACAGGACCUACAGGUGAUGGUAAGCAACGCCAGCGCGGACACUCGCCGCAUGAGCCUAGCGCACAUGAGCAUGGAGAUGCAACUCAAGCAGGAGUUGGCCAUACUCAACGUGGUGACCGAGGACCUGCGUCUCAAAGACUGGGAACACUCUAUCGCCUUGAGGAACAUCACCCUUGCCAAAGGGCCACCAGGACCCAAAGGUGACCAAGGAAAUGAAGGGAAAGAUGGAAAGCCAGGUUCUCCUGGACUUCCUGGACUUCGAGGUCUGCCAGGAGAGAGAGGUACCCCAGGAUUGCCUGGUCCCAAGGGUGAUGAUGGGAAGCUAGGGGCCACAGGCCCCAUGGGCAUGCGUGGAUUCAAAGGUGAGCGAGGCCCGAAAGGAGAGAAAGGAGAGAGAGGAGAGAGAGCUGGUGAUACGGACUUCACACUGAUUCGCCUGGUGAAUGGCUCUGGCCCACACGAGGGCCGAGUGGAGGUGUUCCAUGAACGUCGCUGGGGCACAGUGUGUGAUGACGGCUGGGACAGGAAGGAUGGGGACGUGGUUUGCCGCAUGCUGGGCUUCCAUGGGGUUGAAGAGGUGUACCGGACAGCUCGUUUUGGCCAAGGCACAGGGAGGAUUUGGAUGGAUGACGUGAACUGCAAGGGUACCGAGAGCUCCAUCUUCCACUGCCAGUUCUCCAAGUGGGGAGUGACAAACUGUGGGCAUGCUGAGGACGCUGGGGUGACUUGUACUACACUCUGAGAGUGGGCACAGCCCAAGGCCAGGGCACUGCCGCUGAGCCACAUUCCUGUGUCUCUGCGGUAGGGGGAUCGCUUGGAGCUACCUAACCAUGGCUUGUGCCUGGUCCAACACCACCCAACCCUUGCUGCCAGUUGGCCCUCCUCUGGUUCAAGGUGACCUGUUGUCACUCUCCACUCAGAAUACUACUCCAAAGUGUUCAGUGUGACCUACAUUCUCUUUCCCUUCCACCAAGGUUUCUACAUGGGGUGCCCUUAGCAGUUGAACCAGCAAUGCGCUCAGCUACCUGGAGACCAUCCAUGGGGCCUGGGGAUCCAAGUUCCCUUUGGUCUCUUGGUUA